Messenger RNA from Cavenderia fasciculata, 744 nucleotides. RefSeq lists its product as uncharacterized. Lineage: Eukaryota; Evosea; Eumycetozoa; Acytosteliales; Cavenderiaceae. The coding region runs from base 1 to 744 and encodes 247 amino acids. The transcript is spliced from 5 exons. The record is from RefSeq and is a predicted model, not a curated record.
AUGGAUGAGAAGAAGUAUUUAAGUGGUAGUGGUGGUUCGUUGAAUACUAUCUACAUAGACACUCUUCUCUCUCUCUCUCUCUCUCUCUCUCUAAGCUCUGUUAUUGGUGCCUUGAUAGUGCCAAUAACACAAUCAUCAAGAUUAGGAGAAGAGAGUGAAUUGUGGACUGAAAGAGAUGUAGAAAUUCUACUCCUUCGAAAUAGGGGUAUUGAAAGUGAACAAAGAGAAGAAGCAAUCAUUGAUACCAUCAAAAAUCUGGCCAAGCCAUUAUUUGCUGCAUUUAAACAAGUUUCUAAAUUUGGAUUAAAAGAAUUGGUUGAUGUUACUCAAGGUGUUAUCGAUGGUUAUGAAACUAGAGCCAAUCCAUCAAUGGCAAAGAAAUGUAUUAAUGAUACCAAAAUAGCAAGAGAUCUAAUUGGUACUGUUCUAACAGAGAAUGCAACCAUUACCCAACUUGCCAUUAGAAAUAUUCUAAGAAUACCUGGAAUGGUCCAAUUAGCCGCCAAUAUCACCGUUCAUUGUAGAUUGGAUCAAUUGGUUGGUAAAAUUGCUGCUUUGGCUGUAGAGGUUGCUUCUGCAUUUGCAAAUGGUGGUGCAUCCCUUGCAUUAAAAGAAGGACCUGUACUUUUGUUUAAUGGUCCUACUUUAAUUAAAGAUAUAUUGAAUAUGACAGUUGCAGUAACUAAAUUAAACUUUUAUGGUGUUGGAUUUGCUGCUGGUGAUAUCAUUGCUAUUCUUUUAUAA